Messenger RNA from Paramuricea clavata, 2801 nucleotides. The record is from the annotation of a GenBank genome assembly. NCBI's taxonomy places the organism in Eukaryota, Metazoa, Cnidaria, Anthozoa, Malacalcyonacea, Plexauridae.
AAUCCCUUCAGUAAAGUCUGUUGAUGGCGAAUAUACGAAGGAAUUGAAGCGAAAAGCUCGCGAAGAAUGGCUUCGCUUGAUCCUCAGAACACGGGAAACGACGGAAGAAGUGAAACAGAGAAUUGAGGCAAACAAUAUUUUUGUUUGCGAGCUGCAUUUUAAACCAGAAUGUAUCGUAACUGGUAAGUAUUUGUGGCCUAUAUUUUCGUGAUAUAUUUCUUUGUAGGGACAGCUGUUUAUACAAUAAUAUAGUCAAAUAUUUAACAUAAAGGACGCAUUGUUCAUGAAUAUUUAUAUAUUAUUUGCUACUGUAUAAACUGAAUCUAAUUUGCAUGUUAGGAAAAAGAAAAACAUUGGUUACGGGCAGCAUCCCGACAGAGAACCUGCCACAGAAAAGCCACGAAGCUCCUAGUAAACCAGAACGCCGAUCUCUUGUGAGGAAAGUUGACACUGCUGUCGUUGAAAAGCCGUCAACAUCGUCUCAGAUCGAGCCACGAUUUGCCGAUAUGGAGGAUUUUACAAAGCAGCUCGACCAGAUGACAAUUGAACCAUGGCAAAUUGACAAAUCCUACGAGGGUGAGAUACGGAUCGAGUUUUACGACAAGAGUCAUUGUGCUCCUAAUUACAGUGUUGUUGUAAAUUCAUCUCUGGAAUUCACUAUAUUUGUAUUCAGCUGGCCACUACCUGACCACCAUCUAAUUUAUAAGGAACAUAAACGUUCUAUUAAGUAUUUGGACGUACACGAGCUGUUGCAAACGAUAGAAAAUUCCAGAUUUUGCCAGGGACUGAUAGAGGACGAAGAUAUUAUGUCUGCUGCUACUAAUCCAACUGGAAAUCCUGAUCCAAACCCAGUCACAAUUGUACGCCAUACCAUUCCUAAAACGAUCGAAGUCCAAGAGGCUCAUUUUGAAGUGACACUCUUUUAUCGAUCAGUUGCAUGUGAUAUCCUUGUUGAUAGCAAACAUUCGAAGGAGUCUUGUCAACCUUGUGCAACUGCCUCUAACACAGUAAAGAGAGCUGCACGAAAGAAGAGCAAAGCCUCUGCAACCCCAGCUAAAUCUAAAGCCUCUUUACAAGCAUGUGGUCCAGACAAGUUGCAGGCGACAGUAAGAUCAACAAGAUUGCAAGUGAAAGAUCUUGAGGACCGCUUGCAGCAAAUGCAGACAAAGAUCGAGCAGCAAGGGAUUGGGAUUAGCGAAAGCUUGGAGAAGGACAUUCUCAAAAUCAUGGGAGGACAAAGCCUCGAAGCAACACCCCACAUGAAGUUCUUUUGGCAGGAACAAAUGAAAUUGUUGCAAUCAGCCAAAAUGGGUAGAAGGUACCACCCCCAAGUAAUCCGCUUUGCUCUUUCCAUUCAUGGGAAAUCUCCAUCCGCUUAUAGAGAACUACGAGACAGCGGCGCCCUUAUUCUCCCAAGUGAGAGAGUUCUUCGGGACUAUAAGAACUAUUUUAAACCGAAAGCUGGCAUCAACAAAGAGAACGUCGAAACCCUACGAGAAAAAACCUCAUCUUUCACUCCUGUACAAAGAUAUGUAGCAGUUGUUAUGGAUGAGAUGAAGAUACAAUCAAAUCUUGUUUUUGAUAAAGUGUCUGGGGAACUUAUUGGCUUCAUCGAUUUGGGUGACCCCAUGACUAACUUUGCCAAUCUCACUGAUGAAGAUCCGAUUGCGACACAUGCCUUGGCAUUUCUUGUGAGGGGAUUAUGCACUGAUUUGAAGCAUAUCAUUGCAUAUUUCUUCACAGGAAAUGUCACGUCAUUCCAUAUAAUGCCUCUCUUCUGGAGAACUGUAGCUGUGCUGGAGGUGUCCCUCAAUCUUCGUGUGUGUGCUGCUGUGAAUGAUGGCGCUUCCCCCAAUCGAAAGUUUUUUCGACUUCAUUCCAAGUUGGCCAAUGAAGUGAAUUGUGAUGUUGUGUAUAAAACACCAAACAUUUUUGCACCAUCGCGAUUCAUUUUCUUUUUUGCUGAUUCUCCACAUCUCAUGAAGACAGCCCGUAACUGCCUGUACAAUUCUGGGUAUGGAAGUCGCAGUCGUCUUAUGUGGAAUGAUGGGCAGUAUCUGAUAUUUCAACACAUAGCAGACCUCUUCUACAGCGACCAAGAUUUUUCUCUGCACACCCUCCCUAAGCUAACCUUAGAUCACAUUGUGUUGACCUCUUUCAGCAAAAUGAAAGUUAAAUUAGCAGUCCAGGUCCUCAGCAAGUCAGUCGCCAUUGCUCUGCGAGAAAGUGGAAAAGAGGAUGUCACCGGUACCGCCCAGUUCUGUGAAAUGAUGAAUGGGUUCUUUGACUGUACCAAUGUGAGGUCACUGACCGAGCACAUCAGGAAAAAGAAUUCAUUCAUCAUGCCAUAUGAGUCCUCUGAAGAUGAGCGAUUGACAUGGUUGAAGGAUGUUUUCCUCAACUACCUGGAAAGCUGGAAACAGAGUACUCUAACACGCGAAGGAGAGUACACACCCGAUGCCAGACAGAAAAUGUUUAUCUCUUCCCAAACGUAUGAAGGCCUGAAGAUUGCUGUGAACUCUCAUGUUGAUGCAAUUAAAUUUCUGCUCACUGAGGGAUUUAAGUAUGUCCUUGCAGAGAGAUUUAUGCAAGAUAUUCUCGAAGAUUACUUUGGUCACCAAAGAGAGAAAGGAAGAAGGACAGAUAAUCCAACUGCCCAGCAGUUUGGAUACAAUGAUCUGACAAUAGCUUCCCAACGAGACAUUGCUCCAGUAAUUAGAGGUAAUGUUGGUGGACGUUAUGAGAAAGUGAAAUGGCACCAGGUGAGCGAGGAACCAGUAAAAAAGCGUCAAAAGAAGUAA